This is a messenger RNA of Ziziphus jujuba (common jujube), 2313 nucleotides long. Its product is annotated as protein WHAT'S THIS FACTOR 1 homolog, chloroplastic. The coding region runs from base 220 to 1794 and encodes 524 amino acids. Gene Ontology annotation, molecular function: RNA binding. The transcript has a single exon. Lineage: Eukaryota; Viridiplantae; Streptophyta; Magnoliopsida; Rosales; Rhamnaceae. The record is from RefSeq and is a predicted model, not a curated record.
AUAAAACUGUCGCCCCAAAUUAUCUUAUUUCUUUUUUCAGAUGAAGGGUUUUUCUCCCCAUUGCAGUUGCAGAUAAACCCUAAACCAGUACUCAUUCCCAAAGAACCUUAUCACCUGCUUCACUGCCUCCAAAUCACACCAGGUGAGCAAUCUGCUUCAGUUUCAAAAUUGAUUGUCUUUUUAUCUUUAAUUUUGUAAUCCUAUCAUUAUUGGUUGGAGAUGGAGCCAAAGCUCUUGUUUAGUGCACCCAAAACUACAUCGUCAACUUCUUUACCCUUCUUUCUUUCUUACAAAUCCCCUUUUCUUCAAAAGCCAAAAUUUUCUGUAAAAUCUCCUUUGUCCAUCUCAACCAUACAAGCAGAAAAGUCUCAAUUUUGGGGCAAUAGUUUGGUUUUACAAGACAGAAAUGUUGCUUCGAGUAACCUGAUUGUGAACCAUUUAUCUUUUCGGCCAAUAAGAGCUGCAGUGAAGAGGAGGAAAGAGCUUCCCUUUGACAAUGUGAUACAAAGGGAUAAGAAGCUGAAAUUGGUCUUGAAGAUAAGGAAAAUCCUUUUGGGCCAACCUGAUAGAAUAAUGUCUCUUAGAGAGUUGGGUAGGUACAGAAGAGAUUUGGGUCUCAAGAAAAAAAGGAGGUUUAUUGCGCUAUUGAAGAAAUUCCCGGCUAUUUUUGAGAUUGUAGAAGAAGGUGUAUUUUCCUUGAAAUUUAAAUUGACACCGGAAGCGGAAAGGCUUUACUUUGAGGAGUUGAAGGUUAGGAAUGAGAUGGAAGAUUUGCUGGUUGUGAAGUUGAGGAAAUUGUUAAUGAUGUCUUUGGAGAAGCGGAUUUUGUUGGAAAAGAUCGCCCAUUUGAAGACUGAUUUUGGGCUUCCUAUGGAAUUCCGCGACACAAUUUGUCAACGAUACCCACAAUAUUUUAAAGUUGUUGCAACUGAGAGAGGUCCGGCAUUAGAAUUAACUCAUUGGGAUCCGGAGCUUGCAGUUUCAGCAGCUGAGUUAUCUGAAGAGGAAAACCGAGCUAGAGAAUUAGAGGAGAAGAAUCUGAUUAUAGAUAGGCCUCCCAAGUUCAACAGAGUUAAGCUACCAAAGGGUCUAAAUCUCUCCAAAGGUGAAAUGAGGAGGAUAUGUCGGUUUAGAGACAUGCCUUAUAUAUCCCCUUAUUCUGAUUUUUCGGGACUGAGGUCGGGGACGUCAGAGAAAGAAAAACAUGCCUGUGCUGUUGUUCAUGAGAUUUUAAGCCUCACUGUUGAGAAAAGAACCCUUGUGGAUCACCUUACUCAUUUUCGAGAGGAGUUUAGGUUCUCUCAGCAGCUGAGGGGGAUGCUAAUAAGGCACCCUGAUAUGUUUUAUGUUUCCUUGAAAGGGGAUAGGGAUUCUGUUUUCCUCAGGGAAGCAUAUCGUGAUUCUCGUUUGGUAGACAAGGAUCGUCUGUUGUUAAUAAAGGAGAAGCUUCGUUCUCUUGUAUCCGUUCCUCGAUUUCCAAGAAGGGGUGUUCCUCAAAAAGAUGCAGAUCUGAAAGAAGGGACUGAUGAGCCUGAGGAUGGAACUGGUGAAGGGGAAGAAGAAUGGGCUAGCAUUGAUGAUUUUAUGAGCGAUGAUGGAUCUGAUGAUGAAGAAGAUGAUGAAGAUGAUUGGAGCAAUGAAGACGAUGAUACACCUCCAGAUUUUGAUGAAGAUGGUGGUACCUUGAAUAUUGGAGUGCAAGAGCCAGUUAAACAGGAUGUCAACUCAACAAAGCACAGCGCAAAGGUGCUUCACCCUGUGACCCCUGAUGGUCGGCCAAGAGAACGAUGGUAAAGUUGGAGCAAAAUAUUUCGUGAAUGUCUUAAACUCUCAUAAAAGAGUCUUGUUAUUUCGUGUUGAACUGGCAUACUCUGGAGGUUUCAUCCUUUCUUGGAAGAUAAAUUUAGUCAACCAUUUGCAAGGCAUUGAUACUUGUUACUAGAGUCAGUAAGCACUGGACUUUGUUUGCUUACAUUACAUGUGCGGUUUAGGAAAGGAAUAUGAUGCAAUGAAAAUGCAAAAGUCUGCAAGCCCGUAACAGAUUUAGAGAUUACUUCCCAUAUUUACAUGUGCACCAAACUAAGAACUAUCGUUUAAACAAGUACAAUGAAAAGACAUGUGGAAAUGGUAAAUAUCUUUCUACUCUACCGUGAUAUCUAAUGGUAAAUGUUUUUUUUGACCCUUCUGUUAUAUAUGGUACAGACGUUAAAUAUUUGUAUGACACGUUUUAUUGAUUAUUUACUUAUUCUUCUCUUGAUAAUUGAGAUUAAUAAAUAAAUAAAUAAAUAAAUAUUUAUUUAUUUUAUUCAUCAA